Phyllopteryx taeniolatus (common seadragon) is the source of this 1824-nucleotide messenger RNA. RefSeq names its product 5'-3' exonuclease PLD4. The record is from RefSeq and is a predicted model, not a curated record. The transcript has 11 exons. NCBI's taxonomy places the organism in Eukaryota, Metazoa, Chordata, Actinopteri, Syngnathiformes, Syngnathidae. Bases 1 to 1635 code for a protein of 544 amino acids. Gene Ontology annotation, molecular function: catalytic activity.
AUGGCUAAUUGUCAUUAUGAACUUUCUAUUUCUAUUCCAUGCAAUGACCAUGACAAUGUGAAUGGUGAAUUGAAAAUCAGCAAAAAAAGGGGAACUGAGCUGUACUGUAUAGUAAAGCUGAAGAGGAAGAAGUGUAAUUGUUUUGUGUUGGACACUUUCUGUGUUAGCUUCAUACCACUUGCGUAUGAAAGGAUGAGAGUGUCCAUGUGCUACAAACUUCACGACAGUUGCGUUCCAAGCAAAAAGGAGUCAACCCGUUGCAUGACUUUAAUUCUGGUUUUGGCCUGUAUGACCAUCCUGGGGACCCUGCUUGCUAUUGCUGUGCUGGAAAGACCCCAGGCCCCCCCAAGUUCUCAAGACAUUGAUGAUCAUAAUGCCUCUAUAGACCAGUGCAGUAUGGCCAUUGUGGAGAGUAUUCCUCAACAUGUGCAAUACAAAGCCAACGCAACAUUUGGGAUCCCUUUGGAGAAAGCUUGGAAGGAGCUUCUCUCCAUAGCAACAGAAAAGGUGGAAGUGGUCUCUUUUUACUGGACAUUGACUGGGGAGGACGUCAAUAUCAACUCUUCCUCUGAUAGACCUGGACGGGAAAUCCUCGAGCAACUUCAAUCGCUUCCCUCCAGGAACGUCUCAGUCCGAGUGGUGACCAGCCUUCCGUCCCUCAUCACCAAUUCCACUGAUUUAAAGAUCCUAGAACAAAAAGGGGUUCACGUACGCAAGGUGAAUUUCGGACGCCUGACAAAUGGUGUGCUGCACAGCAAGUUCUGGAUAGUGGAUGGGCAGCAUUUGUUUAUAGGUAGCGCUAACAUGGACUGGAGGGCUCUGACGCAGGUGAAGGAACUGGGUAUGGUCAUCUACAACUGCUCCAGUCUAGCAAGGGACCUCCAUAAGAUCUUCCUGUCUUACUGGGUGAUGGGAGAGUCCAACAGCUCUCUGCCGCAGCACUGGCCCCCCACCUUUGACACUGACAUCAAUAAGGAGCACCCCCUGUUGGUGAAAGAGGAUAACAUCACCAGUAGACUCUACAUUGCAAGCUCCCCGCCAUCAUUCUGCCCUCAAUCAAGGACUCAGGACCUGGAUGCCAUCGUCUCCAUCAUCUCAGGAGCUCAACACUUUAUCGAUGUAGCUGUUAUGGACUAUUCCCCCAGCAUACACUUUCAACACCCAAAGAGAUACUGGCCCAUUAUUGACAACGCCAUCAGGGCAGCGGCAUUCGAGAGGAGGGUUAAGAUUCGAAUGCUUAUCAGCUGCUGGACCAACUCCUUUCCAGGAAUGCUACCAUUCCUUCAGUCACUCGCCUCCUUGGACAACUUCAAGGCUCACAUCAGCAUUCAAAUUAAGUUCUACGUCCUGCCAGUUGGAAACCAGACUAACAUUCCCUUUAGUCGAGUCAACCACAACAAAUACAUGGUGACUGACAAAGUGGCCUACAUCGGCACAUCCAACUGGGACGGGGACUACUUCCUGACCACAGCUGGAGUGGGUCUGGUCAUUUCCCAGCAUGCCCCUCACCCUAUAUGGAAGAGCAAGGCCGUGCAGGGCCAGCUCCAGGCCGUGUUCAACAGGGACUGGUACUCUAAGUUUGCAGUGCACCUCACUGACCUGGGCCACCACCCAGACUGUGCGCUGUCACCAUGAGUGAGGAUGAAGGUUCUUGAUACGUACAGUAUAUGUUUUGAACUAUAUCUUGAUAUCAGCAAUUUAAAUUCAUUUGGUGCAUUAGUUCUCUCACCGUGUUCUUUAUAAGCUAUCCUGUAUGAACUUUAAGCUUUUUUUUAUAUUGCCACUGACUCUAUGUCAAUGCCUGGAAUAAACAAUUACAGAAGA